GGAACAUCACAUCCACUCUUCCUCCUCCUCCUCCUCCUCCUCUUCCUCUCCUCCUCCUCUUCUUCCUCCUCCUCCCCUUCCUAGGUCCAUCAGAAGCCUAUAUUUUCAAAACGGGGCCGUGCCAGUCAGCCGCCAAGAAAGUGGACAAUUUCUCAAUGGAUAAGUUCCUAGGUAAAUGGCACGUGCUUCUGGGAUCCAACCUUGCUUCCCGCUGUCACUCGCUCACCAUACGUCAAGGUGGACUGGAGGGCAGCGCUGGCUACACGGUGGAGGUGGAGAAGCAACUGUACUCCCUCCACUCAGCCGGACUCCUCCACAAACUCCAUUACGAGGCGGAGAUGACCCAGAAUUCUCAGUCCCCCGCUAGCCUCCUUCUUCGUCUGCCGGCCCACGUGUACGGGGACGUGGUGUUUGAUGUGGUGGGGACGGACUACACCACGUGGGCAGCUCUGUACUCCUGCUCCUCCACUCUGUUCGGCCACCUCCACGCCGGUCUGGUGCUGGGCAGGGCGGCGCAGCUUGAUCUCUCCUCCCUCAUGCUCGCCAGGGACUCUCUUGAGGGGCUGGGAAUAGAUCUGGGGACCUGAGCACGGUACAACAGGGGGACUGCGCGCCUACUCUGGGAGGCGGCACCUUCACCCUUGAGCUGGGGCGGGGGCUGGCGAGUCGCGCGGGGCAGUGGUCAACCAUAAUGCCCCCGACAGCUUCCUCUGGCCUUCCCUCCAGCGGCUGUUUUCUUCAGGAAGGAGACUAUUACGUUUUCUAUGAAGUGUGCCCCGUAGAAAACGAAGAUGAGGUUGUCUUUACGCCGAGUGCUAGUGACGAUAGUGAUUAUGAUAGCGAUAAUGAUGAGGAGAUUUACUAUGACAUUCGUGAUGGUGAUAGUAGUAGUGGUGAUGGUGAUGUUGGUGAUGAAGAUGUAAUUGAUGUUAGUGACAGUACUGAAUAUGAGGAUUAUGGUGAAUACUCUAAUGGUGAAGGCAGUGGUGAUGAUGAAUACUAUUACUACUAUUACUACGAUGAUGAGAGUGAAGGUAGCGGGGAUGGGGAUGGUGGUGGUGGUGAUGCUGGUGAUGGUGGUGAUGGUAGUGAUGGUGAUGGUAGUGGUGAUUAUGAGGUAGGAAAUAGUGAUGCAGGUGAUGUUGUGAGUGAUGGUGAAGGCAGCGGUGAUGACUACUAUUACUACUACUACUACUAUGACGAAGAUGAGGAAGGUGUUAGUGGUGAUGGUGAUAGUGGUAGUGGUAGUGGUGAUGAUGAGUACUACUACUACUACUACUAUUACGACGACUAUGAGGAUGAAGAUGGUGAAAGUGAUAGUGAGGCGAAUACGAAAAGUGCAAUGGGAAAAACUAAAACGAAAGAAAACAAAAAGAAAACGAGUCAAAGAAAACGGAUUAAGAGAGAUACACAGAAAAUAGGAACCGAACUGAACAAUGAUAAUAACAAUAAUAGUAAUAAUAACAAUAAUAAUAACAGAACAAGAGAAAUAAAAGAAAAAAUUAUAGAAACACGAAGGAGAUUACAAACAAAACAACAAACACAACAAGAAAA
Messenger RNA from Portunus trituberculatus (swimming crab), 1554 nucleotides. RefSeq lists its product as uncharacterized. The transcript is spliced from 4 exons. The record is from RefSeq and is a predicted model, not a curated record. Bases 156 to 587 code for a protein of 143 amino acids. NCBI's taxonomy places the organism in Eukaryota, Metazoa, Arthropoda, Malacostraca, Decapoda, Portunidae.